ACCCGAGUCUGUGCAGGGAGAAGCGCCGACGGCCGCCUCGGCCACUGCAGCCGCAGCCCCGGAUGUCGCCGCAGUAGUUGCCGCGGCAGCACCUGCACCCUCGGCGGCCGCAGCAUCCGCCCCGCAGAGCCGAGCCCGGAGCCCGCCGGCCCGCAGCCACAGGGCCUUCAAACCUGCUUAUCAUCUCUCGAACAGUCUUCCUCCCCAGCCGUCUGUCCUUCGCGGACUAGGAGGAUGGCUGCAGCCCCGCCCAGCUGCUGUUUGGUGGCCUUCCCGCCGUGUGCUAAGGACGGUCUGGUGGUGUUUGGGAAGAAUUCAGCUCGGCCCAGGGAUGAAGUGCAAGAGGUGGUGUAUUUCCCGGCUGCUGAUCAUGAACCUGAGAGCAAGGUGGAGUGUACUUACAUUUCAAUUGACCAAGUUCCUAAGACUCAUGCCAUUGUGCUAAGCAGACCUGCCUGGCUUUGGGGGGCAGAAAUGGGAGCCAAUGAGCAUGGCGUGUGCAUAGCCAACGAAGCCGUCAACACCAGGGAACCGGCCGCCGAGACGGAAGCCUUGCUGGGGAUGGAUCUGGUCAGGCUUGGUUUAGAGAGAGGGUCGACAGCUAAAGAAGCCUUCGAUGUCAUCGUCGCCCUGUUGGAGGAACACGGCCAAGGUGGGAGUUAUUACGAGGAUGCUGGCUCCUGCCACAGCUUCCAGAGCGCUUACCUGAUUGUGGAUCGCGAGGAGGCCUGGGUGCUGGAGACCGUGGGCAAGUACUGGGCGGCCGAGAGAGUUACAGAAGGAAUCAAGUGCAUUUGCAACCAGCUUUCACUCACCACUAAGAUUGAUGCAGAGCAUCCUGAGCUCAGGAGUUAUGCUCAGAGUCAAGGCUGGUGGACGGGAGAGGACGAAUUCAAUUUUUCUGAAGUGUUUUCUCCAGCUGAUGAUCAUCUACACUGCUGUGCAGGCAAAGACAGCUUAGAAAAGCAAGAAGAAAGCAUCACUGUGCAGACGAUGAUUGACAUCUUGCGGGACAAAGCCAGUGGCGUCUGUGUGGACUCCGAGACUUUCCUCACCACAGCCAGUGCGGUGUCCGUCCUGCCUCAGAGCAGAAGCUCACCAUGCAUCCACUACUUCACUGGGACCCCAGAUCCCUCCAGGUCCAUAUUCAAGCCUUUCAUCUUUGUUGAUGAUGUAAAACUGGUCCCCAAAACACAGUCUCCCUGUUUCGGGGAUGAUGAUCCUGCCAAAAAGGAGCCUCGGUUCCAGGAGAAACCAGACCGUCGGCAUGAACUCUACAAGGCCCACGAGUGGGCACGUGUUGUCAUCGCAAGUGGCCAGGAGCAAGGUCGCAAGCUGAGGAAGACCAUGCUGGAAUUGGAGAAGCAGGGCCUGGAAGCCAUGGACGAAAUCCUGGCCAGCCCCGGCCCCCUGGACCCCGCCGAGGUGGGGGACCUUUUCUAUGACUGUGUGGACACGGAGAUUAAGUUCUUUAAGUGAAGUAGGCGCUGCCUGUCCCCGUCUUAUUUUAAAUUUCCCACGUACUAAAUUACCAGCAAAACAAACCGCUCUCCUGUUUGAGUAAGACGAGAAAGGUCCGCCGUGGCCACCUGUCCUGAGGCCGGACCACACUGUACACUUGUGUUCUGCCUGGAAUCUCAAAACGUCCCUUCUGCCAUGUGGUCCCCUUCCUUUGCAGUGUGACAUGCAUCCCACGCGCCCGUUGUCCGCCUGUAGGACUGAUUGUGGACUUGAAGCUGCUAUUAUUGUGUUUCAGUGACAAUGGACACUGGCCUGGUUGGGGGAGGCUGAGAUUCACCAAGCCCUGAAAGGCAGGCUCCGCCGUGCUGAGUGUGGGAAAGCAGAAUCUUUUGAAGUCUUACUCUCUCUCUCUCUCAGUAACACUUUCUUUCGGGUUAACAAAAGGCAUUUCUUGGUCUGGCCCACGGUUUUGCGUGUGCACUCGAGGGAGAAGCUUCCUGGCCUCCCUUAACUUGUCUGUAGUGCAGAAUGUCUCCAGAUGUGUCUUCUGAGGGACACAUCUGGCAGGAAGGAAUAAAGGGGUCCUGUCUGGUGCCAGCUCCAUCCCAGUUCCCAUGACCCUCAAGAACCUGUCUGCUGUGCCCUGUGCCUGUGCUGUGGACCCACAGCUGCCCCCACGUGCGGGAGGGCUGGUCUGUGUCAGCGGCACCCUGCCCACUGGAGAGUCAGAGGCAGCCGUGCCUGUGGCUUCCCUGAAUCACCGCGUGGGUCUCCGCAAAGGCACGGGUGCUCCGUUCCGCAGCACCCUCAGCCGUGGAUGCGGCCUGCAGCCGCGAUUCCAGGCCUGGCCACCGCCCCUCGCCCAGGGCUAAGUAGGUGCCCUGUGGUGUAGUUCCACCGCACAGAGCUGCGGAGCUCUCAGCCCUUGAGGGGAAGAAGAGGACAAACUUUUGACUGUUGCGAUUCUAGUUAAAGUAGCUACAAUCUGAGCAGCCACAUGCUCUCAGCGGAGACUUUAAUUAAAGCGAUUUGUUUCCAACGGCAUGUUCCAUGUUCGCAUGAAGAAUUCGCCUUUCCAUCGGAGUGUAGACAAGCGUGCGAGGAAGACCAGAUGGGCUGAGCAUCGGAACCCAGAGGGCAAGAGGGCGGCAGGUGGAAGUAGCAUUUUGCUCCCCGGUAACAGCCCAGCCCCCACCCUUCCUUCCCAGCCUGUUAGAUCCCACAAAGCCGCGUAGGCAGCAGCUGGCUCCCCUUGAGCCUUCCUUCUGUCCCUCCACCCCGCAGUCCCAGUCGGUGCCCCAGAUUGGUGGCUGAAGUGGGCAGGUGGCAGGGUGGUGGUGGGGGCUUAGGUCCAGCUCCUACAACUCCCAACCACUCUCAGAUGGAAAGGGGCAGAGAUGAGUCAUGAAGAGUCUGGUACUAUACCAGCUAGUGGGAGAACUUAAUUAUUCCGAGGGACUCCUCGUCAGAGCCGCGUGUCAUAGGCCGUGAGAGCUGGAAGGGACUCUGGUCCCUACGCAGAUGUGGACCCGGGGUCACAGGUUUUAUGGGAACAGAUCUUUUCUUUCUGCCAGCUCCCCUUUAAGAGUGUAGGCCUAUGAGCAUCACGAGCUUUCGGCCCAGCAGGCCUGUAACUUCUGUGUAUAAAAUCACUGACUCCAAGUGGUGGGAGCCAGGAAGGCUGUUCCACUGCCCGAGUUCACGGCGGCCCUCCGUGGCAGCGUGCAGUCGCUGAGACUUCCGUCCACGUUCGGGCUUCACUGCUGAUUAACUUAGGGCCUCCUGGUAUGGGGAGCUGCCCUUCUGAGAGCAUCUGCCUGCAGCUGCUACGGCGGGGUGGGGGGGGGGUUCCAGAAGGAUGCAGGCACCUCCUCCCUUCCGGAGCCCACCUGCAGAGUGGCUGCCUACAGCAUGACCCGCAGAGCCAGGCUAAAAUUCACAACCAGGUCUCACCUCCACCUGUUAUGGAGACAUGUCAUCAGACCUGGCAAGUCUGUAAUACACAAGGUGAUUAGGGGUUUGACCAAAAGGAGUCUAGUGAGAAUAAAUUGCACAGAGGCCUGCUUUCAUUAUUAUGGGCCAGAUAAAGGUCACGGGUAACCCAGCCAGCCUUAUGCCAUUACCCGGCCAUUGUGCCGUGGGAAACACAGUGGUUGCUUCUGUGAAGGGGCAUUGACCUUAGCCCAGCACCUCAGAGAAGGGCCAACCCCAACUGAGAGUUGUCUGGGCUAACACUGUACAUCACAAUUGUGAUGCCCCUGAGUGGCCACUAGAGGGUGAGGCGGCCCUCUGUGGCACAACCUGGCAGAAGUUAAACGGGCUGGGAUACUUCCACCAGGCAGAGAGGUGGUCUAUGCACAGUCAGACCCAAUAACUGCAGUGAACAGGUUCUCCGUACAUUGGGAGUCAUAGGGCAAGACAAGAAGAGAGCAAAGAAUCUGCUGAUGCGGCCAUAUUCAUUUCUAGUGACUUUUAUUUACUUAUAUUAACAGCUUGAAAUAUGUUGUUGGAUUUUGAGCAGGCUGUUGUGGAGGGGGGGAUGUUUGUUUUUAAAUGCUCCAAACAGACUCUGCUUUUGAAAAAUGCUUACCAUUACGUGACUAGUUUCUUGACCGGGGAUUGCUUUUCUAAAGGCAAUGUGGAGAAAAUGAAUAUUCAAGAUGAACUAUAAAAAUAAUGUUUAGCCCUGGCCAGUUUGGCUC
Molecule: messenger RNA, 4163 nt
Organism: Molossus molossus (Pallas's mastiff bat)
Lineage: Eukaryota; Metazoa; Chordata; Mammalia; Chiroptera; Molossidae
Gene: SCRN1
Product: secernin 1
Exons: 9
Coding region: 235-1479 (414 amino acids)
Biological process (GO): proteolysis
Molecular function (GO): dipeptidase activity; cysteine-type exopeptidase activity
Source: RefSeq, a predicted model, not a curated record